UCCAAAAUCUCCAACAACUCUUUCAAACUGCCAUCAUCUUCUUUCCUUGAGAUCCCUCCCUCCCUCUCUCUCUCUCUCCGACCCAGAAAGCAAGAGAGAGAGUGAUGUCAGCAGUAGUGGCUUCAUCGUCAGCAGCAGUUGCUGCAGUCGGGGGAGAUGUAUGGAAGGCUCACGCGGCCAUGGCAAUGGUUCAGCUCUUCAACGGAGGCUAUCACGUAAUUACCAAAGUAGCCCUCAAUGUGGGUAUCAGCCAGCUUGUCUUCUGUCUCUACAGAGACCUUCUCGCUCUCGCCAUUCUCGCUCCAAUCGCCUACGUCCGUGAGAAGCGGAUUCGGCAGCCAAUGAACAGACGCCUCUUCAUUUCCUUCUUCUUUCUUGGGCUAACGGGGAUUUUUGGCAACCAGCUUUUGUUUCUUAUUGGUCUUGGCUACACAAAUCCAACAUACGCUGCCGCCAUACAGCCUGCUAUCCCUGUUUUUACUUUUAUCUUAGCAGUACUCAUGGGCACAGAAAGAGUGAAUUUGCUCAGAGCUGAAGGGCAGGCAAAAGUUACUGGUACACUUGUAUGUGUUUCUGGUGCCAUUUUAAUGGUCUUAUUCCGAGGGCCUGCUUUGAUUGGAAGUACGGAGCCAGACUAUGCAUUACACAGUGAGAUAAGUGCGAGAGGACAACCAGAGCCUGUUGGGUGGUUGAUGUCCUCUUUCCUGGAUUUUGGGUUUGAUAAUUUCCAUCUUGGAGUCUUAUGCUUAAUAGGGAAUUGCAUGUGCAUGGCGGCUUUCUUAGCCAUUCAGGCUCCACUUCUGAAAAGAUAUCCCUCCAAUCUCUCAGUCACUGCAUAUUCGUACUUAUUUGGUGCUUCAUUCAUGGUGGUGACUGCAUUAUUUAUGACCAAUGAAUCAACUGACUGGAGCUUGACACAGUCUGAGCUUUUAGCAGUUAUUUAUGCUGGAAUUAUUGCAUCUGCCUUAAAUUAUGGACUCCUGACGUGGUGCAAUAAGAUCUUGGGGCCUGCUUUGGUAGCUCUUUACAAUCCACUUCAACCUGCAGCUUCAGCCUUCUUGUCAAGAGUUUUCCUGGGGAGCCCUAUUUAUUUGGGAAGUGUUGCAGGGGGUUUACUAAUUAUUGCUGGUCUUUAUGUGGUGACUUGGGCCUCCUUUAGAGAAAGGCAAGCUGCUCUGGGUGUUAAUGUUAUACCACCAAUUGCUCGCGCCUCGGAACCUCUCAUCCACAAAGAUGCAACAAUCAACAAGACACCAUUCCAGAGAGUACACAUUGUACCAAAAUCAUCAUCAGAUUAAGAAUACACUAUAGUGCUUGUGAUGUAAAGUUUAUGCAAAUUCUUGAAAUUGACGACUAUAUAUCCAUUUGAGAUUAUGAUAGCAUGUCUUUUAUAUUCAUAUGUUUUAUUCAUGAAUAGUCAGUUGAUGCAGUUGAGUUACAGUAGGUAUCAACUGGCUUUGCUCCUUGUCUGUUCA
Molecule: messenger RNA, 1475 nt
Organism: Argentina anserina (silverweed cinquefoil)
Lineage: Eukaryota; Viridiplantae; Streptophyta; Magnoliopsida; Rosales; Rosaceae
Product: WAT1-related protein At4g19185-like
Exons: 7
Coding region: 105-1298 (397 amino acids)
Cellular component (GO): plasma membrane
Molecular function (GO): transmembrane transporter activity
Source: RefSeq, a predicted model, not a curated record